Melitaea cinxia (Glanville fritillary) is the source of this 1826-nucleotide messenger RNA. Its product is annotated as RING finger and SPRY domain-containing protein 1-like. The transcript has 10 exons. The record is from RefSeq and is a predicted model, not a curated record. Lineage: Eukaryota; Metazoa; Arthropoda; Insecta; Lepidoptera; Nymphalidae. Bases 54 to 1619 code for a protein of 521 amino acids. Gene Ontology annotation, molecular function: protein binding; ubiquitin-protein transferase activity. Gene Ontology annotation, cellular component: cytoplasm.
ACUGGUUAAGAAUCUCAAGAUUCACAUGCGAGUGACCUGUCUACGUUUAAGUAAUGGGUGAUUGUUGCUGUAAGGAAAAGGAGCCAGAUGAAACAAUUUAUGCUCCAACGUCAUCACCGGUGGUAUCUGCUAUGAUUGACAAUCGUGUGCGGAUACCAAGGCUUGUAGAUCCUAAAAUUGUUGACCAACUUGUGCUAGAAAUGUUAAAUGUGGCAGCUUCCAGAGUUGAUACUGACGAAGAGUCGCCGGUUCCUCUCGUGAAGCUCCACGUGAUAGCUGAUAAAGAAGAGGGUUGGAUCCAAAUGGUUACAUCAAUGGUUAACGUGAUUCCUUUAGAAGAUCCGUUUGGACCCACCGCUAUUUCAAUAUUGUUAGAUGAUUGUCCUUUACCAUCCAAAGACUCAGUAAUAAAAGUGACUCGUAUAUACGGAUUGUCAGCGGCACGAGCGACCAUGGGCGAUGUAAACACUCGCGUCGAACGCAAUAUAUGUGUAGCUCUCGGAUGUAUAGCCGAGAAAUUGGUCGGCCCGAACAGUAUGGCGAUACUGACAAACGACACGCUUGAAUACCUACUGGCCUUCCUCACUCCAAAUUGUGCGCCGUAUGUAACGCUGUUCGCGCUCAUAGCACUCGAGAAAUAUGCGCAUACGACGGAAAAUAAGCUAACAAUAAAGAAUCGUCUCGAACAAUUCGAUGGGCAUCCCUUAUUAGUGCUGGAGAAAUUCGCGGACAGCGAUAACUACUUGUGGCGGCAAGUCGGCUUCUGUUCGAAUUGGCUGCUUGAUAACUUAUUUACCGUGGAAGGUAGGAAAUUAUCUUACGAAAUAGUCGACAUGUCUGGUAUAAACGCUUUGCUCAAUUGCCACGAUGUCAGCGAAUACUUGCAAAUAUCGAGCAACGGUUUGGAAGCCAGGUGUGACUCGUAUUCAUUUGAAAGUGUAAGAUGCACCUUCCAAGUGGACAGUGGCUGUUGGUACUACGAAUGCAUUAUAAUAACAUCUGGAGUCAUGCAAAUAGGAUGGGCAACGAAAAACAGCCAUUUUCUGAAUGAUGAGGGCUAUGGGAUUGGUGAUGAUAUGUACUCCUUAUCCUAUGAUGGAUGUCGCAAGUUAGUGUGGUACAAUGCUAAGCCCACUAAAGUUAAUCAUAUACCCGCGUGGCGACCUGGCGACAUUCUCGGUUGUCUAAUCGACCUCAACACUAGAGAAGUUAUAUUCUCUCUAAAUGGACAACGGCUGCCAACUUGCAAUGAAAUAUUUGAAACAACGAAGUACGGAUUCUUUGCGGCAGCUAGUUUCAUGGCCUACCAGCAGUGUCGUUUUAAUUUCGGAUAUGAAACUUUUAAAUAUCCUCCAACAGAUAGAAAAUUUUCAGCUUUCAAUGAUUAUGGACAACUAACCGACGACCAGAAGAAGGUUAUACCUAGACGAAUAUAUCUAGAACAAUUACGAUGUUCUAGCGUUAAAGAGGAUUCAUGCACGCUCUGUUUCGAUGACACCGCUUGCUGCAUACUUGAACCCUGCGGACAUCGUGGAUUUUGCUCCGUGUGCACAUCGCAACUCAAAGACUGUCCAAUGUGCAGAGCCGACAUACUAAACGUGAAAAGAGAGAGCACAUGACACUAUGACGUCAUAUCCGGUGACAUAAGUGGCGCUCGCUCACCCUCCCUGUCACCCGAUGACGUCACUUCCUUUCACUCUCUCGCGCCCAAUCCGGAACAAAUAGUCCGACGCGAUUCGUUUGAAAUACCAGCACUUGAAAUUAUGUCCUUCGACAGGUAUCAACUACGUUAAUUUAUGAGAUUGAAAAAUUUAUUUAUACACCUU